Molecule: messenger RNA, 1634 nt
Organism: Cannabis sativa
Lineage: Eukaryota; Viridiplantae; Streptophyta; Magnoliopsida; Rosales; Cannabaceae
Product: cyclin-A3-4-like
Exons: 9
Coding region: 354-1367 (337 amino acids)
Biological process (GO): mitotic cell cycle phase transition; regulation of cyclin-dependent protein serine/threonine kinase activity
Cellular component (GO): cytoplasm; cyclin-dependent protein kinase holoenzyme complex; nucleus
Molecular function (GO): cyclin-dependent protein serine/threonine kinase regulator activity
Source: RefSeq, a predicted model, not a curated record
GAUUGUAUUUGUUCUUUCCCAAUUCCCACCUAGAAUUAAUUAAGCUCCUUAAAAGAAAAAUGUUGUAUGUAUUUUUUUCCAACUUAAAUUCAAAAUUUGGCGGGAAUGAAUUUAAAUUAGUUUGUUGAUUAUAGAAAAAAACAUUCUAUAUAUGGAUUAGAUUAAAUUAACUUAUAUUUUGAUGAAGAAUUUGAGGUUUUUAUAUAUGGCCAUUUGAUGGACAUCGAAAAUUGACUAUAAAUUCGUUGCAUUAAUUUGGUAUAUGUUAUUUUCAGUUGGCUGAGAAAGACUAAGUACAAACCGCACCAAGAUCAAGAAACGCGUCGUUUUGUGCCAGCUCAUCAACUUGUCUAAUGUCUGGGAUCGAUUCUCAAGAGCCCAAGAAAAUCAAGAUCAAGGAGGCACCCACCACUGCCACGGCAACGUCGACCACCACCUCCGGCGCCGGAAAGGAAGAAAAAACUGAUCAUAAAGAAAAAGACAAUAAGUUGGACCCCGAAACGACGUCUUCCGGCGAUGGUGAUCCUCAACGCCUUCCUUUUGUUUCUGAGUUUUAUGCUUAUCUUCGCGAAAUGGAGGUUGACCCAAAGAGGAGACCCUUACCUGAUUACAUGAGGAGAGUUCAGAAUGACAAUAUUACCCCUAAUAUGAGAGCAAUUUUGGUUGAUUGGCUUGUGGAGGUUGCAAACGGAUUCGACCUCACAUCCCUAGAAACUCUGUUCGUUACCGUUUCAUAUAUUGAUAAAUUUUUAUCAAUCAAGAUUCUCAAUCGGAAAAAGCUUCAGUUACUAGGAGUUUCUUCAAUCAUCAUAGCCUCAAAGUAUAAUGACGAGAUUAUCCCACCACACGUUCAAGAUAUGUGUCGUGCAACAGAUCAUGCUUACACUGUCGAAGAGAUAGUGAAGAUGGAAGCUGAGAUACGUAAGACUUUGGAAUUGGAUAAUGAAUUGAGGAGCGGCCACCCUACCUUAAUAACAUUUAUACGGAGAUUUAUGAGUGUUGAUGAAGAAAGUUUAGAAGACAAACCCAAGUAUGAAUUCCUGUGCGUGUAUCUUUCUAAGCUAGCAUUAUUGGAUUAUGAUUGUACUGUGAAAUUCCUACCUUCUUUGGUGGCAGCAUCAGUUAUCUUUCUUGCAAGACUCAUUGUUAAGCCACAAGCUCAUCCUUGGACAUUAUCCCUGCAAAAAUAUUCGAGAUACAAGCCGCCCGAGUUACAGCAAUGUGUUGUUAGUUUAAGAAAUGUGUAUCUUGGUAUAAAAUGGAAGUCUCUGGUGGCUAUAAGAGAGGAAUACAAGCAGUCUGCGGAAGACGUGUCUACUGUUGCAGAGAUACCAGCACACUAUUUCGGAGACAUUAUUAUUAGCUAGCUAGAAAUAAACAAUGACAGAAGAAAUGAAGUAAUUUUUGGAUCAUGAUGACUUGGAAAAUAGGGUUUGUCAAUACAAAAUACAAGGCCUUUGUGCUCAUGCAUGUAGCCACGGGUAUUAGUAUUUUUGAUCUGAAAUACAUUAUUGGAAUUUAUAUAUAUAUAUAUAUAUAUAUAUGCUGAUCUACAUGAAACAUGUUUGUAAUUUUUGUAAUGAUGAUUUUCUUCAUUUGUCUUGUGUAUGUUCUCACGAUUUUAUUGACUGAAA